AUGAACAAGUUAAACGGUUCAUACCCGGUGGUUGAAGUCGUGCGGGGUCCUAUAUUCAUCAUCAAUGAGCGAAGCAAAAUGCAGGACUUGAACACAGACUCUGAUCACAUCGAAUCUGCGGACAAAAUCAUCUACGAAAAUGCCGGGGGUAUCGAAAUCGUCAAAGCUGGGACUCUGGAAGGCUUAGUGGAGAACCUGACUCGGCCUGAUAAGCUAGAUGCGUUGUUCAAUCGCACAUUCCUCACCACAUACAAGUACUUCACCUCAACAGCUCAGCUUAUUGAUAUUUUGCUUGCUCGUUUUAACUGUCCACCGCCCAUAACAGAGGAAACAAAGUCCUUGGUUCGAUUAAGAGUUAUAAACGUCUUAAAGCAAUGGCUCGAGCACUUCUGGACCGAGAGAAAGUCCCCAGAGACAGAUCAAAAUCUAGAGAGAAUCCGAGAGCUCGCUUCAAGAGCUGCAGGAUCUUUGGAAGCAAGUGCCGUACAACAACUUCUCGGAAUUAUUCAACGACGACUUGCAGGUCUUGCUCGCAUGAAAAUAUCACGACAAUCCAUCUCAAAUCCACCCAAACCAAUACUGCCCCGGAAGCUAGACAAGCUUCAAUUCUUGAAAAUUGAAGCCAAAGAAAUUGCCCGACAACUAACGAUAAUGGAAUCACACAUGUUCAACAAAAUGGAACUAAAAGAGCUUUUCAAUAAAUCGUGGCAAAAGAAAGAGAGCUUUGCCGGACCAGCACCGUCCCCAAACAUCCGAGCUUUAAUUCGAUAUUCCAAUCAACUCUCUAAUAUGACCGGCUCUCUGAUUUUGGCAGAAACGGACUUUAAAAAGCGAGCCCAGGUCAUAGGCCACCUGAGCGCCCCUAUCUAUCGACUCACCCGCACCUGGGCAAUGGUAACAGAGAAAAGCUGCAACAUCUUAAGGCCUUUACAAGGUCUCACUUCGAGUGAACAAAACUACAACACCUACCGCGAAACACUGCGAGUCGCAGUACCACCAUGUAUACCUUUCCUUGGCCUCUACCUAAAAGACUUGACCUUCAUCGAAGACGGAAAUAAAGCGCAAACACCAGAAGGUCUAAUCAAUUUCCACAAAUGCACCAUGCUAUCAACGACAAUUCACGAGGUCCACCGGUUCCGAGAAGCUCCAUACUCCCUAUACCCCGUUCCAGAGCUACAAGAGUAUCUUGCAAGUCAACUACAAUCAGCCACAGGAUUGGACGAACUGUGGGAUCGAAGCUGUGAGCUGGAGCCCAGGGGCCGGGGCGAGUUGAAGCCGAGAGAUUUCUAUACCCCUACUGGAGGAAUGACGACAUCUAUGGUGGUUGCGUGUAUGGUUUUGGAUGAUUGA
Penicillium angulare is the source of this 1350-nucleotide messenger RNA. RefSeq names its product Ras-GEF domain-containing protein. Gene Ontology annotation, biological process: positive regulation of GTPase activity; Ras protein signal transduction. Gene Ontology annotation, cellular component: plasma membrane. Gene Ontology annotation, molecular function: guanyl-nucleotide exchange factor activity. The transcript has 3 exons. The record is from RefSeq and is a predicted model, not a curated record. The coding region runs from base 1 to 1350 and encodes 449 amino acids. Lineage: Eukaryota; Fungi; Ascomycota; Eurotiomycetes; Eurotiales; Aspergillaceae.